Messenger RNA from Podarcis muralis (Common wall lizard), 1474 nucleotides. It is a transcript of the gene PARP11, whose product is annotated as poly(ADP-ribose) polymerase family member 11. Lineage: Eukaryota; Metazoa; Chordata; Lepidosauria; Squamata; Lacertidae. The record is from RefSeq and is a predicted model, not a curated record. Gene Ontology annotation, molecular function: NAD+ poly-ADP-ribosyltransferase activity. Gene Ontology annotation, cellular component: nucleus.
CCGCCCCGCCCCCUGCCUGAAGAAGGGAAGCACCGCCUGAGGGGGCGAAGGAGGAGCGGCCGCCAGGUGGCUCUUCUGCGUCGCAUGUAAACAAACGGCCCCGUUUCCCCGGAGCUGCCGGUUCGGCGUGAGGAGAAGCCGGUGGGGAUCCCGCUCUCCCCGCCCGCUUGCGCGGCCUCUUUCCUCAAGGCGCCUCCCCGGCUCCCUGGGCGGGGGAGGAACCGGCGCUCUGCACAUGCUCUAGGGCACCGCCGCCGCCGCUGAAAAGGCCCGAGCAGCGGGGCGCCCUCCCCGGGGGGCUGGGGGUUUAGCGUCGAAGAGGCGCCUUCCGAGCAGGGGGGGGCAACUUGGACUAUUGAGGGGGCAGGAAAUGUCUGGACCGCUUCAAGAGAUGUCUCAGGGGGCAGAUGAGCUCUCUCAGGAUAUGGCAGACCCCCUCGAAGAAAUGGACACGUCGGAUACCCAGUGGGGUUGGUUUUACUUGGCUGAAUGUGGCAAGUGGCAUAUGUUUGAGACUGAUUCUACUAGCCAGUGUUCACUUAGCAGUGAAGACAUUGAAGGGAUGUUCAAAAUUAAUCCACAAGGUUCCAUUUCUUUUACAACUGCAAAAUUCGACUAUGUGCUGGACUUUUCAGGGAUGAAACAAACUAACCAAACAACUGGAAAAGAACGUCCCAUAAAAAGAGCUCCAUUUUCUAUCACUGCCUUCAGUUUCAUCUGUGAAAACCAGUCUAUCCCCAUGCCUUCACACUGGGAGAAUGUAAAUUCAGAAGAGCCAUACCAGCUAAUUACUUUGCAUAAGCUGACAAAUGAAUAUAAGGAGGUUGCUGGUCAGUUUGGGAAAACAAUGGAUAGUAAUCGGAUUAGAAGAAUUCAGAGAAUUCAGAAUCUAGACCUGUGGGAAUUCUUUUGCAGGAAAAAGGCUCAGCUAAAGAAGAAAAGAGGUGUCUCCUUCAUUAAUGAACAUAUGCUGUUUCAUGGCACCAGUAGUGAAUUCGUGGAAGCUAUCUGCAUUCAUAACUUUGACUGGAGAAUCAAUGGCAUGCAUGCUGCUGUAUAUGGAAAAGGGACGUAUUUUGCAAGGGAUGCUUUAUAUUCCAGCCGCUUCUGCAAAGAUGACUUGAAGCAUGGCAGCACGUUACAGAUUCAUGGAGUUGACCUGCAACUUCAGAUGUUUUGGAAGCAUAAAGUGAUGUUUCUCGCUCGUGUAUUGACGGGGGACUAUGUCAGUGGGGACUCCAAAUACGUGAGACCACCUUCAAAAGACGGGAGCUUUGUGAAUUUAUAUGACAGCUGUGUAGACAGCACCUGGAACCCAAGGAUUUUUGUCAUCUUUGAUGCCAACCAGAUCUAUCCAGAAUAUUUAAUAGAGUUCAGCUGACUGAGCUGAGUGGCAGUAUUUAAUUUGUUUGCUAAAGAAAAUAAAACUUACUUCGUGGAUAAGUGUUUGGCAGAAUGGAAGUAUAAAGCUUGA